Messenger RNA from Sphaeroforma arctica JP610, 228 nucleotides. RefSeq lists its product as hypothetical. Lineage: Eukaryota; Ichthyosporea; Ichthyophonida. The transcript has a single exon. The annotation marks the transcript as partial. The record is from RefSeq and is a predicted model, not a curated record.
GUGUCUGAUGUAAUCUUCGAGGCGUGUAUGGAUCGUCUGGAGAAGUUCAGCUACCGCAACAACCACGAAGAUGCACUGCACGUGGAUGACGAAGCAGUGUGUGUUAUCUGCCAAGACGGUGACACAGAGGCCGGCAACGCUAUACUCUUCUGCGACUACUGUAACAUACCUGUAUGUAGCCCUGUAUGGAUGCGUGAACACCUUGACCACCAGAACACGCAUGUAUGA